AUGCCACCAAAGAAGAAGGGCAGCAAGAAGCAGCAGGAGGAUUGGGAAACCGAGCUUGGAGAAACUAUUCCGCCCGCCACCAGUACAGUUGCCGCUGCCAAUGAGGACGGCAACGACGCUGCCAACGAUGCGAAUUAUAAGAGAGAUGAAGACGAGGAAAUGUCUGGCGGCCUUCUAGCAGCGCUCAAGAAAAACAGGAGCAAGAAAGCCAAGAAAGGAAAGGGGGCAGAUAAUGACUUCGUUGAGGGUGAAGAUCCGAUGGUUGCUACUACUACUAAUGACGAGAGCAAGCAGCCACAAGAAGCUAGCUUUGAGGGUGAUGAGGAUGAUGUAUUUUCAGGGAAUGCUGGCGCUCGGCAGAGGGCGAAGGAGAAGGCGGCGGCGCUGAAAGAAAAGGCUAAGGAAACGGCGGAGGAGGAAGGGGGGAGGUUGAAAUCUAAGAAGGAGAAGGAGAAGGAGAAGAAGGAGAGAGAGAAGCAGAGGAAGAAGGAGCAGGCUGCGAAGAAGAAGACCGUUACUCCUGCUCCUUCCUCCGCACCAAAGGCUGAGCCUACUAAGCCUGUUGAAGAAAAACCUGUCGCUCCCGCUGCUGAUACUGGCGGGAAGAAGAAGAAGAUCCCCGCCCAUCUCGCUGCGAUUCAGAGGCAGCAAGAGGCUCUACGAAAACAACAAGAGGAAAUUGCCCGUCUAGAGGCGGAGGAGAAGGCCGCAGCUGAAGAGCGGGCGAGGAAGCUAGCAGAAGAGGAGCGGAAAAAGGAGGAAGCUCGACAAAGGAAAAAGGAAAAGGAGCGGGAGAAGAAAGAACAGCUAAGAAAAGAGGGCAAAUUGCUAACCAAGGCACAGAAGGAGGCACAACAACGAAAUGAGCUCCGGAAGCAGCAGAUGCUUGCGGCUGGCGCAGUGGUCCAGGGGUUAGAAGAGCCUGCGGAAAAGAAGAAGCCGGUAUACGAGAGUAAAAAGAAACGCCCUGUGAAGAAAUUAGAGGAUGACCUCGAGGCUGCUGCUGCUAGAGCUGAGGCUCAACGACUAGAACUCGAAGCUGAAAUGGCUAAGAAAGCGGAAGAGGAUCGUAAACGUGCAGAAGAGAAAGCGGCUGCGGAAGCUGCUGCCCAGGCCUCCGCGAAGGAAGCGGAAGAUGAUGGUAUUAAAGAAAGCUGGGAUAUAUCAUCAGACGAAGAAGAGGAAGAAGAAAAAGGGAAGACAGACCAGGUGAGCCAGAUGGGCCAAAACAAGAGUCCAGAAGAAAAUGGUGCCGCCAAGGGUGAAACAUCUCCAGAGGAGUCUGAGGAGGAAUCAUCCGAAGAAGAAGACGAAGAGGCUACAGCAGCUCAACGAGCUAUUGCUCAGAAAAAAGCGGAGGCAGCAGAAAGACGGAGGAAGCAGCAUGAAGAGGCCCUUGCGGCAAGGUCCGCGGAUAAUCUCCGUUCUCCUAUUUGCUGUAUUCUUGGACACGUCGAUACCGGUAAGACGAAACUCUUGGAUAAAAUCAGACAAACAAAUGUACAGGAGGGAGAGGCUGGAGGUAUCACACAACAGAUUGGUGCUACAUAUUUCCCCGCAGAUGCCCUGAAGCAAAAGACCACCGUUGUCAACAAAGACGGCUCCUUUGAAUUCAAAGUUCCUGGUCUGCUUGUUAUUGAUACUCCCGGUCACGAGUCGUUCUCCAAUCUACGUUCAAGAGGCUCUUCACUUUGUAACAUUGCCAUUCUCGUGGUUGAUAUUAUGCACGGCUUGGAACCGCAAACACUCGAGUCCAUGAAAUUGCUUCGUGACCGAAAAACACCCUUCAUUGUCGCGCUAAACAAGAUCGAUCGUCUCUAUGGCUGGAAGAAGAUCGAUAACAACGGCUUCCAAGAUAGUUUGGCUCUGCAGAAUAAAGGUGUCCAGAAUGAAUUCAGAGACCGAGUCGACAAGACCAAGCUUGCGUUCGCGGAACAAGGGUUUAACUCUGAAUUGUACUGGGAAAAUAAGUCCAUGGCUCGAAACGUGUCUCUUGUUCCUACCUCUGCACAUACAGGUGAAGGUGUUCCAGACAUGCUCAAGCUGCUUGUUGCCCUCACACAGGAGCGUAUGACCAAACAACUCAUGUAUCUCACCGAGGUCGAGUGUACUGUUCUCGAAGUUAAAGUAAUUGAAGGCCUUGGUACAACAAUCGAUGUUGUUCUGUCGAACGGUGUGCUGCGUGAAGGUGAUCGUAUUGUUAUGUGUGGCCUAAACGGAGCUAUUGCGACAAACAUUCGAGCACUAUUAACACCCGCACCACUUAAAGAGCUGCGCCUCAAAUCGCAAUACGUUCAUAAUAAGGAAGUCAAGGCGGCGCUUGGUGUUAAAAUUGCAGCCAACGAUCUCGAACACGCUAUUGCUGGGUCUCGACUACUUGUGGUUGGGCCAGAUGACGACGAGGAAGACCUCGAAGAUGAAGUCAUGUCUGACCUGGAGAGCCUCCUCAGCAAAGUGUCCAAGGACAACCGCGGAGUCAGCGUGCAGGCCUCCACCCUCGGUUCCCUCGAAGCCCUCCUCGAGUUCCUCCGCGUUUCAAAGAUCCCCGUCGCCAACAUCUCUAUCGGCCCUGUCUACAAGCGCGACGUCAUGCGCGCCGGUACUAUGUUAGAGAAAGCCAAACAGUUUGCCGUCAUGCUUUGUUUCGACGUUAAAGUUGACAAGGAAGCUCAAGCGUACGCCGAGGAAGUUGGGAUCAAAAUCUUCACUGCAGACAUCAUCUACCACCUCUUCGACGAUUUCACCAAACACAUGGAGCAGAUCACUGAGCAGAAGAAAGAGGAGAGUAAACUGCUCGCUGUGUUCCCCUGCGUGCUCAAUACCGUUGCCGUGUUUAACAAGAAGGAUCCCAUCGUCAUCGGUGUGGAUGUCGUCGAAGGCUCGUUGCGCCUGCUCACACCCAUCGCUGCCGUCAAAACCAACCCAGUCACCGGCGUGAAAGAGAUUAUUAGCCUAGGCAGAGUACAAUCAAUCGAGCGCGAACACAAGCAGAUCCCGCUCUGCAAGAAAGGCCAGCCGUCAGUGGCUGUCAAAAUCGAAGGCCCCAACCAACCCCUCUACGGCCGCCAACUCGAGGAGAAAGACACUCUAUACUCGCUCAUAUCGCGGCCUAGUAUCGACACGCUCAAGGAGUUCUAUCGAGCCGAUGUCUCGAUGGAUGAAUGGUUGCUUAUCAAGAAAUUAAAACCGUUGUUUGAUAUCCCUUGA
This is a messenger RNA of Histoplasma mississippiense, 3207 nucleotides long. RefSeq lists its product as hypothetical. The record is from RefSeq and is a predicted model, not a curated record. Bases 1 to 3207 code for a protein of 1068 amino acids. NCBI's taxonomy places the organism in Eukaryota, Fungi, Ascomycota, Eurotiomycetes, Onygenales, Ajellomycetaceae. Gene Ontology annotation, molecular function: GTP binding; translation initiation factor activity; GTPase activity. The transcript has 3 exons.